AUGGGUAAAUACUUGGUAGCAAUAAUUUUGGUUCUAUUUAUUGUCCAUAUCGAAGGUAACACUGAUGAUGAUUGCCAUACACCAUGUGUCAGCUGUAAAUGUGAUGAUGACUGCCCUUCUGAUAACCGAUGUAAUGUGGGCUCAUGUGUUGCUGGCCGAUGUACUAUCAAACAUGUGACAUGUCCUCCAACUAGAUGUGGAGCCAACGGUACUUGUUCCACAGAGACUGGAAAGUGCAUGUACAAACCAAUGAAUCCAUAUUGUUGUGAUGACGGCAAUGCAUGCACCCGUGAUUCCUUUGACCAAUGUCUUGGCUGUGAGAACAUUCCAAUUGCCGGAUGCUGUACCUCUGACAACCAAUGCCAGGCCACUGCCAACUGUACCACCAGUACGUGUGUCAACAACAAGUGUGUCGCCAAGCCAAUUCCAGGUUGCUGUACCUGUGAUGGUGAAUGCUCUGAUGGUAACAUAUGUACCAGGAAUACUUGUGACUCGGGAAGAUGUAACUCUGUUCAGAUACCAGGCUGCUGCAAGACCAGCCAAGAGUGCCCCUCUAAUAAGUGCCAGACAGGUCAUUGCUCAGACAAUAGGUGCACAUAUACAUCCACCGGUCUGUGUUGCAAGUCUGAUGCCGGCUGUAGGGAUCUUGAUGUCUGUACUAAGGACACUUGUAAUAGUGAUGGCAGUUGUAGCCACACCCCAAUCCCAGGCUGCUGUGUACUCGACUCCCAGUGUCCACAUGAUGAUUGCAACAUUGGCUUCUGUGGCAAGGACAACCAGUGCCACUCCAGACCGAACCCCGCCUGCUGCACCUGCAACGACGACUGUAACGAUGGUAGGAACUGUACUGUAGACGUCUGUCGCAAUGGCAAGUGUGAGCACUCCAAGUAUGAGUGUCCGACCUACUCUGACUGUUGUUUGGCACGCUGCACUGGCUAUGGAUCGUGUGACCAGUCCUUCAUUCCAGGUUGUGUGGACGAUGGCGAGUCCGAGCACUGUGACGACAACAAUGCCUGUACAUAUGAUAAGUAUGACUGCCUCAAGGGCUGUCUCAACAUUCCCAGGAGCUGUGAUGACCACAACCGCUGUACAACAGACUCUUGUUCCAGCGUCACUGGCUGCGUGCACACUGUAAUACCUGGAUGCUGUACCUGUGACGAUGAUUGUGAUGAUCACAACUCAUGUACUGUGGACUCUUGUACGACCUCUGGACAAUGUAUCCACACACCAAUUCCAGGUUGUUGCCAGAGCGAUAACAAUUGUUACGAUGGAAACAACUGUACAAUUGAUACUUGUUAUCGCGGAAAGUGUGUCCAUGCUCAAAUAUCCGGUUGCUGUACUUGUGACUCUGAAUGUAAUGAUAACAAUCUGUGUAGUGAUGACUAUUGCCAGGCCAACAAAUGUAUCCACAAAGACAAUGGACAAUGUUGUUUGUACGACUCUGACUGUCGUACCAAUGGUGAUCUGUGCGACACCAGCACAUGUGUCAACAAACGAUGCCAGCGCAGAACGAUGGACUGCGACGAUGGUCUGCCAUGUACAAAUGAUUUCUGUCAGGAGGGCAAGUGUAAACAUACUUGCAAGACCUGUCUCUAG
This is a messenger RNA of Acytostelium subglobosum LB1, 1596 nucleotides long. RefSeq lists its product as hypothetical. NCBI's taxonomy places the organism in Eukaryota, Evosea, Eumycetozoa, Acytosteliales, Acytosteliaceae. The record is from RefSeq and is a predicted model, not a curated record. The transcript has 6 exons. Bases 1 to 1596 code for a protein of 531 amino acids.